AUGAUUGUAAUUGAUUUGACGGCACCCUUCGAAAUCUGGAAUACUUAUUAUACUUUGCUGGGUGAUGCUCAGAAGAUCGCUAUGGACGCAUUGCGAGAUUUAUCCGGAAGGUCACCAGGCCUGUAUGACACCUUCAUAAACAAUAGCAAAAUGCGCUUUAAAGAUCAUCAGGACGCAGAGUUGAUAAAUCCAUUUCCGAUACCACUGGUAUUAGUUGGCGCGAAGUACGAUGAGUUCCAAGUACUUUGUCAUAUCGGAUUACCUUAA
Messenger RNA from Gongylonema pulchrum, 267 nucleotides. NCBI's taxonomy places the organism in Eukaryota, Metazoa, Nematoda, Chromadorea, Rhabditida, Gongylonematidae. The record is from the annotation of a GenBank genome assembly.